Carlito syrichta (Philippine tarsier) is the source of this 2688-nucleotide messenger RNA. RefSeq names its product vacuolar protein sorting 4 homolog A (gene VPS4A). The coding region runs from base 52 to 2463 and encodes 803 amino acids. Lineage: Eukaryota; Metazoa; Chordata; Mammalia; Primates; Tarsiidae. The record is from RefSeq and is a predicted model, not a curated record. The transcript has 17 exons. Gene Ontology annotation, cellular component: dystrophin-associated glycoprotein complex; synapse; intracellular anatomical structure. Gene Ontology annotation, molecular function: ATP binding; ATP hydrolysis activity; structural molecule activity. Gene Ontology annotation, biological process: endosomal transport; vacuole organization.
CAGGAGGCGGGCGGCCUGGGCAUCAGCAUCAAGGGCGGCCGCGAGAACCGGAUGCCGAUCCUCAUCUCCAAGAUCUUCCCGGGGCUGGCCGCCGACCAGAGCCGGGCGCUGCGGCUGGGCGACGCCAUCCUGUCGGUGAACGGCACCGACCUGCGCCAGGCCACCCACGACCAGGCCGUGCAGGCGCUGAAGCGCGCGGGCAAGGAGGUGCUGCUGGAAGUCAAGUUCAUUCGAGAAGUAACACCAUAUAUCAAGAAGCCAUCAUUAGUAUCAGAUCUGCCAUGGGAAGGUGCAGCUCCCCAGUCACCAAGCUUUAGUGGCAGUGAGGACUCUGGUUCUCCGAAACAUCAGAACAGCACCAAGGACAAGAAAGUCAUCCCUCUCAAAAUGUGCUUUGCUGCUAGAAACCUAAGCAUGCCGGAUCUGGAAAACAGAUUGAUAGAACUACAUUCUCCUGAUAGCAGGAACACGUUGAUCCUGCGCUGCAAGGAUACAGCCACAGCACACUCCUGGUUUGUAGCUAUCCACACCAACAUAAUGGCUCUCCUCCCACAGGUGUUGGCUGAACUCAAUGCCAUGCUUGGUGCAACCAGUACAGCAGGAGGCAGCAAGGAGGUCAAGCACAUUGCCUGGCUAGCAGAACAGGCAAAACUAGAUGGUGGAAGACAGCAGUGGAGACCUGUCCUCAUGGCUGUAACUGAGAAGGAUUUGCUGCUCUAUGACUGUAUGCCAUGGACAAGAGAUGCCUGGGCAUCGCCGUGUCAUAGCUACCCUCUUGUUGCCACAAGGUUGGUUCAUUCUGGCUCUGGAUGUCGAUCCCCCUCACUCGGAUCUGACCUUACGUUUGCUACCAGGACAGGCUCUCGGCAGGGCAUUGAGAUGCAUCUCUUCAGGGUGGAGACACAUCGGGAUCUCUCGACUUGGAUCAGGAUACUUGUUCAGGGUUGCCAUGCUGCUGCUGAGCUGAUCAAGGAAGUCUCUUUAGGCUGCAUGUUAAAUGGCCAAGAAGCAAGACUCACUAUCCACUAUGAAAAUGGGUUCACUAUCUCCAGGGAAAAUGGAGGCGCCAGCAGCAUAUUGUACCGCUACCCCUUUGAAAGGCUGAAAAUGUCUGCUGAUGAUGGCAUCAGAAAUCUGUAUCUGGAUUUUGGUGGUCCUGAGGGAGAACUGAAAGCCAUUGAUCUGGUGACGAAAGCCACAGAAGAGGACAAAGCCAAGAAUUACGAGGAGGCACUCCGGCUCUACCAGCAUGCUGUGGAGUAUUUCCUCCACGCCAUCAAGUAUGAGGCACACAGUGACAAGGCCAAGGAGAGCAUUCGAGCCAAGUGCAUGCAGUACCUAGACCGGGCGGAGAAGCUGAAGGAUUAUUUACGAAACAAAGAGAAGCAUGGCAAGAAGCCAGUCAAAGAGAACCAGAGUGAGGGCAAGGGGAGCGAUAGUGACAGCGAAGGGGAUAAUCCAGAAAAAAAGAAACUGCAAGAACAGCUGAUGGGUGCCAUUGUGAUGGAGAAGCCCAACAUACGGUGGAAUGAUGUGGCUGGGCUGGAGGGGGCCAAGGAAGCCCUCAAAGAAGCUGUCAUUUUGCCAAUUAAAUUCCCACACUUGUUCACAGGCAAGCGUACCCCUUGGCGGGGGAUAUUGCUCUUCGGACCCCCUGGCACAGGGAAAUCCUACCUGGCCAAAGCUGUGGCCACCGAAGCCAACAACUCCACCUUCUUCUCUGUGUCCUCCUCCGAUCUGAUGUCCAAGUGGUUGGGGGAGAGUGAGAAGUUAGUCAAGAACCUGUUUGAGCUGGCCAGACAGCACAAGCCCUCCAUCAUCUUUAUCGAUGAGGUGGAUUCCCUCUGCGGGUCCCGAAAUGAAAAUGAGAGUGAGGCUGCCCGAAGGAUCAAAACGGAGUUCUUGGUCCAGAUGCAGGGAGUAGGGAAUAACAAUGAUGGGACUCUGGUUCUCGGUGCCACAAACAUCCCAUGGGUGUUGGAUUCAGCCAUCAGAAGGAGGUUUGAAAAGCGAAUUUACAUCCCAUUGCCGGAGGAAGCUGCCCGUGCCCAGAUGUUUCGGUUGCAUUUAGGGAGUACUCCCCACAACCUCACGGAUGCCAACAUACAUGAGUUGGCACGGAAGACAGAAGGCUACUCGGGUGCAGACAUCAGCAUCAUCGUGCGGGACUCUCUCAUGCAGCCUGUUCGAAAAGUGCAGUCAGCAACACACUUCAAAAAGGUCUGUGGCCCUUCCCGUACCAACCCUAGCAUUAUGAUAGAUGACCUCCUGACCCCAUGCUCACCAGGGGAUCCAGGGGCUAUGGAGAUGACUUGGAUGGAUGUCCCUGGUGACAAACUCUUAGAGCCUGUGGUUUGCAUGUCGGACAUGCUCCGGUCUUUGGCUACCACCCGGCCCACAGUGAAUGCAGAUGACCUCCUGAAAGUGAAGAAAUUCUCAGAGGACUUUGGACAGGAGAGUUAAAAGCUGCUUCACCUGGGCAACGGUGAAGGGCCCUGUGUCUUCCCUGCAGGAGGAGGAGAUGGUUUCUGUGAGCACAAAGCUGUUUCAAUCAGAAUGAGGAGAAGGCACAUAGGUGGGCGUCACCGCUGCCUUUUCUUCCUCUGAGUGUGAGAACACUGAACCCAGCCACUGCCCCUGGGUCCCUGUCCUGGAAAUGGUCUAAUAAAUCCUUUUCCCUUCUUGAGC